CAUUGUCCCCCAGCAAUAAGAACACUGAGCAUGUGGCAGCUCCACAUUCCUCAUUGUCCUUCCAAGCUCACCCAUUGGUGACAGAGUGUGAGAAACUACAACCAGACCAAGACCCACACAUUCAUAUGCAGAUUUGGGACUAUAUAUAGGAGACAUGAAGCCAGUAGAGUCAGAUUCACUUUACACAGAGACCCCUACAGAACAGAGACACAGACAUGGUACCUACAAUCACCUCAGCUAGCAUCUACUCUAAGGAGCACCUGACUCUGACAAGCAAGUUAAGAAAGCCAGUGGUUGAAAAGUUACGCAGAGAUCGUAUCAACAGCAGCAUUGAGCAGCUCAAGUCUCUUUUGGGUCCAGAGAUCCUCAACCAUCCACCCGACUCCAAGCUAGAGAAAGCUGACAUCCUGGAGAUGACAGUUUGUUACCUGAGACUACAGCAACAGAACCAGACAGAAAGUUCUUCCUCCUGCUCAGCACCUGUCAAUCAGGGUUACUCUAGGUGUGUCCAAGAGUUUGCUCACUUCCUGUCCAAAGAUGAGGUGAAGACACAGUCCCAGAGAAGACUGCUGAGCCACUUCCAGAGCCUGCAUCCCUCCUCUGAUAAGAACAGGAGGGAGAGUGACCUCCCUCAGCUGAGCUCCUCAGACAAGCACAGCUUCAGCAAAGAGAGGAGUCCAGUCAACAGCGCCCUCUGGAGGCCCUGGUAGAGUCUUACAGACUGGAGCUCCACUCUCAGACAAACAGUUGACCAUAUUGGUCUAACAUUAAUAUCAUGGACAGUAAUGACAACAGGAAGACAACCUUUACCUCUUCUGUUUAUGCAAGACUUUUACAAGCCUUGGUGUUAUUGAGACUUCUACUUUUUGCUGCAAUUGCAGUUCUAAAGGUUUUCUUUCAAAUGUUCUAUUCUAAACAAACUACAUAUUGUAGUGUCUAUUGAAAAUACCAUAACAUUUAUGUUUUUGGAAAUGUGAUCAAAAUAUUGAUCCUUAGUUCGAUCAUUACUUUGAUCAUGAAUUUUUAUUGCAAUUGUACUGAAAAAGUUAAAUUGAUGAGCACAAGCUGUGUUUGUGAAGUUGUCAUCUAAAUCCUAAUGUUUGUUUUGGGAAACUAGUAAACAUUGUUGAUCAUGUUUUUCUAUAUGACCAAUAAUAGGUAUGUUCAUCUUCAAUGAGGAUUUCUCACCCAAAAUGGGUUUCAUCAAUCCAUUCUGGAUUGUAAAUUAUACAUGUAUGUUUAAUAUUUAAUGACUCAGUUAUUGAUUAUCUUCUGUGCAGAAUGUAUCAGUUAUUCAUUUGAUAUUGAUCAUUUUCAGAUAUGAAAAUGAUAUUGAUAUUUCAGAUCAGUUUCACUGCUCCUCCAUGAGGAUUAUUUAUACUAACUGAUUAUCAUACCAGUUAUCAUCUCUGUGAUUAGAGAUUAUUGAUCUGUUUUAAGAUCAGACUUACAGAGGAAAUAAAAAGUCUACACACCCCUGUUAAAAUGCCAGGUUUUUGUGAUGUAAUAAUGUGAACAAUUCAAUUG
Molecule: messenger RNA, 1527 nt
Organism: Esox lucius (northern pike)
Lineage: Eukaryota; Metazoa; Chordata; Actinopteri; Esociformes; Esocidae
Product: transcription factor HES-5-like
Exons: 2
Coding region: 216-710 (164 amino acids)
Biological process (GO): anterior/posterior pattern specification; regulation of neurogenesis; regulation of transcription by RNA polymerase II
Cellular component (GO): nucleus
Molecular function (GO): RNA polymerase II cis-regulatory region sequence-specific DNA binding; protein dimerization activity; DNA-binding transcription factor activity, RNA polymerase II-specific
Source: RefSeq, a predicted model, not a curated record